Messenger RNA from Mesorhabditis spiculigera, 939 nucleotides. The record is from the annotation of a GenBank genome assembly. NCBI's taxonomy places the organism in Eukaryota, Metazoa, Nematoda, Chromadorea, Rhabditida, Rhabditidae.
AUGGGAGACGAAACGAAGAACCAGGACUGGGUGCAGGACAAUUUGCAGCGACAGCGCAAGCUCCUCGAAGAGAAACAACGACAAAAACGGCUUGCAUCCUCUGGAAUUCGAACGAGCAAUUUGCCGAGUUCGAUCGCUCGGCCGGUUACCGCUUCUAUGAGAGGCAUCGUCGGCGAACCUGUCAGUGUCGGGUAUGAUGGACCACUUUCAUACAAGUCAGUUUUAACUAUUGAUUUGUGUCCCGAUCCCGACACGGUGGGCCCGACUUUUAUCACAGUUCGCGGGAUGACGCCGCCACCAGAGCGGGGGGCGGCUGCGACUAAUGGAAAACCCAUCCAAGAAGAGCCCCCCACCCACCAGCUCAACCAGAUGCACCUCCGAAAUAUGCCCCGGCCCAGCGCUCCGAUCCCCGGGAAACCGGACAGCGUCUAUGGUCGCAUGCCACAGUCAGUGUCCACCAAUUCGAUGGGAAAUAAGAGCGAUGAGGAAGCUGUUGGGGUGGAGCCGUGGAGGGAGAAAGAAGAGCUCGAAGAACACGUCCUGCCCUCCAACGAGCAACCGAACUAUGAGGAGAUUGCCAACGACCUGGACAAGUUCGCGCUCCGACCCGCACUCCGCAACACCACCUACAAGUGCUCAAUCACCAGGGAUAAGAAGGGAAUGGACAGAGGCAUGUACCCUACGUACUACCUGCACCUGGAGAAAGAGGACAAGAAGAAGAUCUUUCUGCUUGCGGCUCGAAAACGAAAAAAGAGCACCACUGCCAAUUAUUUGAUUUCGACCGAUCCGACGGAUUUGAGCCGGGAAGGCGAUGCUUUUAUUGGGAAGGUUCGCUCGAACGCGCUGGGAACGAUGUUCACCCUCUACGACAAUGGCAAGAACCCGAAAAAGGGUCAAGCAACUGAGACCGUGCGUGAGGAGCUGGCUAUGGUUAUUUAU